Girardinichthys multiradiatus is the source of this 2647-nucleotide messenger RNA. RefSeq names its product G protein-coupled receptor 180 (gene gpr180). Bases 103 to 1404 code for a protein of 433 amino acids. NCBI's taxonomy places the organism in Eukaryota, Metazoa, Chordata, Actinopteri, Cyprinodontiformes, Goodeidae. The record is from RefSeq and is a predicted model, not a curated record. Gene Ontology annotation, biological process: response to pheromone; G protein-coupled receptor signaling pathway. The transcript has 10 exons.
AUAGUUAGCUCGACGCCGCAGUUUUACUUCUGGCUUCGUGGCUCAAUGAACUAAUUAGCCGACGUUUAUUUCUCGUUAUCGCUUCACCGCAAACCUGGAAAAAUGUCACGUUUGACAGCGACCCUCGCAGCCGCGCUGCUCAUCAGCCUGGAGGCUUCAGGGAAAACUGUGAAGGGGCUCUUCAGGAGCGAAGCUGCGAGGCAGGAAAAUGGCCAGUUCAUCACCAAAUUCAUGUACCAAGGUGACAACGGUUUGUUGGUGUGUCGACUGGACAAUCCACCCCUGGCAGGAGAGAAAGAGGCCAAACUGCUGCUGUUCCAGGACAUGGACUCGGACCUGGACAACCUGAGCUGCUCCCAGCGACUCAGCAAGGCCCACUUUACCAUUCCCCUCAACCAGGAAGAACGCAACCAGACGAUCCCUCGUCAGUCUUCGCCCACAGCCUGGCAGGUCCUGUUUGCUGACAGAUACACGUGUGAGGAAAGCUCAGUAACUCCCGCCUACUCAGAUCUCAGCUUCACUCUCCUGCUGUUCAAUCCCGACUCUGCUGGGAACCCGCUGGAUCACUUCAGCGCAGAGGAAGCAGGUCUGCACAGUUUCUACUUUCUCUUGCUGCUCGCCUACUUCAUCGCUUGCUGCAUCUACAUCCAGCCUUUAUAUCAGGCCCUGAAGAAAGGGGGCCCCAUGCACACCGUUCUCAAGGUUCUGACAAUGGCGCUGACUCUACAAGGCUGCUCCGCUCUCUGCAACUACAUCCACCUGGCCAGGUACUGCAGAGAUGGUGCUGGCGUCCCUCUGAUGGGCAGUCUGGCAGAGUUCUGGGAUAUGGUGUCCCAGGUUUCCAUGCUGUACAUGUUACUGAGCCUGUGUAUGGGCUGGACUCUGAGUCGAGGCAGGAAGCCUCAGUCCAGACCCCUGCAGUGGGAACGGUCCCCAGCUUCGACGGCCGUAGCUGUUGGGGGAAUGGUCACACAGGGAGUGCUGCUGCUGUGGGAGCAGUACUCUGAGGCACAUGAACAUCACAGCUACCACACCCAGCAGAGUCUAGCAGGUCUCCUCCUCGUGGCUCUGAGAGUGGGCCUCUCCCUCCUGCUGGCCUCUGUCCUCUACCAGAUCAUCUCCACAGAGAGAAGCACCUUGAAGAGAGACUUCUACCUCAGCUUUGCCAAGGGCUGCUUCCUGUGGUUCCUCUGUCACCCCGUCCUCAUUCUUAUGUCUGUGAUCUUCAACGACCACCAGAGGGAGAAGGUCAUCACUAUCGGCGUGAUCCUCUGCCAGUCCAUCUCCAUGGUGAUCCUGUACCAGCUCUUCCUGUCUCGCUCACUCUACUGGGAGGUGUCCUCCCUCUCCUCCGUCUCUUUGCCGCUCACCAUGUCCAGAACCAACCACAGGGGGCGCUUAUGAGCACAACUGCAGUCCCAGAUUCUGAGCUUAGGUUGAGGACUGAAGCUUCUCCUCAAACAAACCUCCGUCUCUGUCAGAGGAGGUGCUCAGACGCUGCGGGAACCGUUCUCCUGCACUGUCAUCUGUCUCAAAUUAUAUCUACUAUUGAACCGUAGCAGGACGGCAGUAUUUACUGCAACAUACUACCUCUGACUUCUAACUGGAGCCUGUGGCUGGAGGAAAGGUUCGGUGCAAAACCUCUUUGAGGGUCUCUGGUAUUCAAAGAUGCAUGGCCAAGCAUGCAUCAGCUAGUGGGGAUUAACUUGGGACAGUGCAAAAUCACAAGCUGAUAUUAGAUUAUUUGAAAGGUCCUAGCUGCAAAUUAGCCAUGAAUGGAGCUGUGGUAUUCUGCUCUGAAUGUCUGCACGGAGAUAUGGUGCCUUGCAACAAUAUUCAGACCCCUUUGUCAUAUUUUAUGACCAUAAACUUCAGUGUAUUUUAUUUGGAUGUUAUGUGAUAGACUGACCGAGAUUGAGGAAGUGCAUAACAGUGAAGUAGAAGGAAAAUACACGGUGAGUGAGGUUUUACCACAGAUGAACAGCCCUGGCUGUAUGUUUAGGGUUGUUGUGUUGCUGGAAGGUGAACUUCCACCCCAGUAUCAAGUGUUUUUCAGCCCCUUCCAGAUUUUCUUCCAGGAUUGCCCUGCAUUUAGCCUCCUCCAUCAAUCCUGACCAGCUUUCCUGUCUGUUCUGAAGAAAAGCGUCCCCACAGCAUGAUGAUGCUGCCUCCGCCAUGUUCCACCACAGGGAUUGUGUGUUCAGGGUGUUAGUUCCCCAACAUGCAUAUCAUUUUGCCACCAAAAAGUUAGAUUCUGUUCUUGUUUGACCCUUCUUGCACGUUUGCAAGAAGUGUUUUACAUGCCUUGUAGCAAAUGGCAAACAGGAACUCUUAGGGUCUUCUCGCCACUUUUCUGUAAAGAGCACAUUUGUGGAGAGCACCACCAACAUUUGUCAUGUCGGUAGAUUCCCAUAUCUGAGCUGUGCAUCUCUGCAGCUCCUCCAGAGAUACCAUUGGCCUCUUGGCUGCCUCUCUGAUGAAUGCUGUCUUCUCCUAGCCUAGUUCUGAAACUUCUGAGGCCUUCAGAGAACAGCUGGAUUUAUACAGUGAUAUAAUUACUAAUUAUGUGACUUGUGAAGACAGUGGAAUGUAUUUUAGGGUAUCGGGGUUAAGGGGACCAGAUGCAAACACACGCCACUUUUCCCAA